GCAGCGAUUCAGUUGAACGAGUGCGUUUCUGGAGUUCGGAGUUGUUUUUAUUGUCGUCGUCGUCGUUGUGCUUGUGUGUUUUUUUUUGGGGAGAAAGAUAAAUAAAUGUUGUUGUAUUUGUUUGUGCUUCAAGCACCUUUUUAAAAGUAUAAGCAGAAGAAGUAUCCGUAUCUCUUAAGUGAGAAACUGCUGCAGGUCAUAAAUCGAAAUCGUAUAUGCAAGCUGAGAUUCAAGCGGAUGUUGAUAUAAAAUUAUUGUCAGUUAGCGGAAGUUUUUCAAAUUUUUAAGAAAUUAAACAAAAGUGUUACUGACCGAAACGACACAAAGGGCAAAAGGCCAAGCAAUCCAGCUGCUUCUCUGGAUGGUUUAGGGGUUGACGUUGACGUUGAGAAGAGUUUUGUAAUCUCUCACAUAUGUGCGGAUGAUAAGUACCCAAAAGUUAACUGUGUGCGUUUGCUUGUUUUAAGGGAUGUAUGGAUGAAAUAUAGUACUGUAUACAUUUACAUAUAUACAUAAACCUAUAUAUGUUUGAACUCGGUUAUCCUCUUAUUUGAUCCCUCAUCAUUGUCGCAUCAUCGAAAGUGAAGCGCAAAAUGAACUGACACCAACUUUUUCUAACUUUGUUGGUUCCGUUUGUUGUUGUUUUGUGUGUUGGUGGUGAAAGGAAAAUUCGGUCGUCGUUGUUUAUUAUUAUUAUUGUUCCACUUGAUCAUAUCUAUCAUUGAAAUUUAUAAUAAAAAAAACUAGAAAUAUUUUUUUCUAGUUCAUAUUUUAUUUUUUACGUGAAAACUAUCAAAAAAAUAUUUAAAAAGAGAGAAAAAAACCCUCUGUUAUAAUUUUUUGAUUUGCAAAAAAACCAAAACCAGAAAAAGUGAUGUGUUUCGUGUCGAUGGUUACAAAACGUUCUUGCAUCAUAGCAGAAGGUAUGGUGUGAAUAUAACACAUAUACCUACAUACCUAACAUACAUUUAUGUAUAUUUAUUUUGUAUAAAAGAGUACUUUUACUCUUGUGUAUGUGUGUUUUAGUUUACUGUUAAUUGCAGGUAAAAGAUAUACAAGUUGAAGUUUUGAGUUUUGUUUAUUCGUCGUCCUCUUUUACAAAAUAACCGUGUAAUACAGUGAAAUCAAAAGUGCAGAUUUGAAAGAAAAAAUAUCUCUAUUGUCCUUCGGUUGUCCUUCGAGUGAGUAUAUUUCUGGAAAAGGAAAAGAAAAAAAAAAAACAAAAAUAAGUAUCCUGCAUCGAAAUGGCUCUUUCAAAACGGAUUAAAUGCUUCAAAUAUCUUGUAUAUAGUUACGUCGUUUUACUAACGAUAACUGGAGCUGCUCAAAUUAUAAUAGGAACUUCGUUGCUCUGGGGACAUGUCGGUUAUUAUGGCAUCGUACAAAAUAAAUUGUGGGCACCAUCCGCGAUUCUCCUAGCAUUGGGUCCUUUCACAUUCAUCUUGUGCUGGAUGGGAUGUCAAGCGACGAAUCAAAAGAAACGCUGCCUCCUAGGAAUGUUUAGUGCACUAUUAGUGGCAGCAAUCUGUGUGCAAUUUAUUGUAUGCGGAUGGGCACUAGCUAUGCGAGAGAAUCUACCGACUUCGGUUGAGAUUUUCGUUGAUGACUCGUUUGUGGACUUUUUGGAUAAGUUUUCACGUACCAAAGUGGAUAAUUUACACCUGUGGAAUCGUAUGCAAUCACAAUUACAAUGCUGCGGUGUAGAUGGACCGUUGGAUUAUAGACGCUUAUCAUUGCCAUGGUCUUGUUGCUCUCGGCCAGAACACGCUUAUGAAUCUGCUUGUGAUACACAUUAUAAACGGGGCUGCCUUGCUGUACUCUCGGAGCAAAUAAAGGUUCGACUCUUGUUGGCUUGUUUCGCUGCCGCUGGUAUUGCACUAGUUCAGAGCUUUGGACUAUUUUGUGCAAUCCACUUAACUGUGCUACUUGGACGAAGUGAAAAUGGUGAGGAUAUUAACCGCAUUGCUAAACGUCAGCAAGAAUUUUUACCACUGUCCAUUCAAGAUAAAGGAAGACGUGAUCUGCCAUCGCCAUUGAGUUUAUCUCCCUCGGCACCUGGCCAUCGACUUAUGAAGACUGCUCCACCACCGCCACCCACCAUGCCCAAAUGACAGACGAUUAGUUUCUAAAUUAAAUAAUUAUAUAUAUAUAAAAUAUACGUAUAAUAUAUUUAAAGAUUUUCAAAUUAUACUUAAAUUUACUAAAUAAUUUAUCAAACAAACAACAAAAAAAGGCAAAAAAAAUUAUAAAAAAUCCUGUAAAAAAACCAACAAAAAAAAAUCAUAAAAAAUUUAAAAAAAAUUAUCUUAUUUAGAAAUUUUAAAGAUUUGAAAAAAAAACAAGAAAAAAAAAAACAAAAAUCAAAGCCCACUGCAUUCCGGCACAAAGUGGUCAACCAUUACCGUAGUUUGUGAUAGAAUUUUUUGUCUGGCGAUCUCUCUCUCUAAAAAAUAAAAAGAUUAUAUUAUAAAAAUAAAAACUAAUUGUAAACAAUUUACCAUUCGAAUUGAAAAAGUUCCAGCGAAUAUUUUUCCAAAAAAGAAAAAAAAAAAACGAAAAACAUUAAACAAACAAAUUUAACUCAUUUAGUAAAUACAACAACCAUUACAAACAAGAGUCAGAAAUGCGCAGAAAAGGAUAUAAUUAUUCGAAAAUAAAAAAAAAUGUGAGAACUCGAGCCACUUUCUACACAUUUUGGCAAGAACGCUAGAAAAGGCUGAACCAGAUAAUUGUUGUCUCGCUCAACAAAGACAAACCAAAUGAAUGGGCAUCAUCGUCCUUCCUAUUUAUCACUCGAACUGAAUACUAAGACGAAUGCCAAUAAAGCUGUCACCACCUAUAUUAUACAUUUUGUAAAAAAAACGUCGUUUUCUCAUUUGAUUUUUCAAAUUUUUCUUUCUUACAUAUAUUUUUUUUUUACAAUAAAACACACAAUCGAAUCUGAAAAUAAAACGAACAAAAAAUGUGUUGGAUAACGCCCUCAAUCAGGGGGAAAUAUUAUUGAAGAAGUUGGGAUGGAAUAUAAAACGGAAGCCUUUUUAGAAAUUUACAAAAUAGACCAUAGGUAGGAAAUGUAAUAAAAUUAUUUAUAUAUUAUAUAUCUCAAAAACAAAUAUUAAUAUUAUUCACCUAAAAAAAAUGAAAAAUUAAAAAAAAAAAAAACAAACUGCCAGUUGAGUAACUUUCCCAAAAGUUAAAUAAAAAAAAAAAUAUUACAUAAAAAAAAAACAUAAUCAAAAAUAAAAAAAAAAAAACAUUUUAGAUAUUUUUAUUAUUUAGGCAUAAGGAAAAGCACUUUCUGUAAAUGCGCAUGUUUAUCCUACGGAUAUCGGAAUUAAAAGAAUAUAAUUAUAUUUAAAAAAAAAAAGACACAACUGCAGAAGACUUUAGGACACACACACAA
Messenger RNA from Episyrphus balteatus (marmalade hoverfly), 3403 nucleotides. RefSeq names its product tetraspanin-18 (gene TM4SF). The transcript is spliced from 5 exons. Bases 1245 to 2111 code for a protein of 288 amino acids. The record is from RefSeq and is a predicted model, not a curated record. Gene Ontology annotation, cellular component: membrane. NCBI's taxonomy places the organism in Eukaryota, Metazoa, Arthropoda, Insecta, Diptera, Syrphidae. Gene Ontology annotation, biological process: protein maturation; protein localization to plasma membrane.